Messenger RNA from Gambusia affinis (western mosquitofish), 2839 nucleotides. RefSeq names its product CD4-1 molecule (gene cd4-1). The transcript has 11 exons. NCBI's taxonomy places the organism in Eukaryota, Metazoa, Chordata, Actinopteri, Cyprinodontiformes, Poeciliidae. Gene Ontology annotation, biological process: T cell activation; interleukin-15-mediated signaling pathway; positive regulation of ERK1 and ERK2 cascade. Gene Ontology annotation, cellular component: external side of plasma membrane; membrane raft. The coding region runs from base 185 to 1576 and encodes 463 amino acids. Gene Ontology annotation, molecular function: protein tyrosine kinase binding; MHC class II protein binding. The record is from RefSeq and is a predicted model, not a curated record.
GCCAAAUGUCAGAGCUGAACUCAUUGCUGUACUGAGAUCAUCACCUACCAAUCGCUGCAGUGGGAGGUGCAACGGUUCUUAAAAACAGGCUCGCUAGAUAAAUACAAAGCAUUUCCGCCUGACUCCAGAUCACCGUCUACAACGGAUCACACUGAGCUUGGCACUUGAAAAGGGUUGCACCAAAAUGAAGAACCUGCUUCAGUUCUUUGUCUGUCUCAUCAUUGUCCUCAACACAACUGGGGCUGAUGAAGUGAAUUAUCUUCGUGUUGGAGACAGUGUUGAUCUGAAGUCUCCAUCACUCCCCUCACAAUAUUACGUAAGCUGGUUCUUUGAAAGAGACCCUAGGAUUGAGCUUGCCGACAUUUCCUAUUUAAAUAGAAAACAUGUUAAUCCAGGUUCUGGUCAAAUCUGGAGCAGCAGGUUGGACAUCUCUACCAGUGGUCUGACCAUCAAGGACAUGCAAGAGGAAAACUUUGGAACCAUCGUCUGCGAAGUGAAACGUAGUACUAAUUUACAUAGCACAUUAAAAUUUCACCUGAUCAAAGUCACGGUGAGUAUGAAGGAUCAACCAUCAUCCCUGAUCCCUGGAAAUCUUCUGUCGCUGAACUGCAAGGCUGAGACUAAUAGAAAACACUCAGUUUAUUGGAUAAAACCAGCGGGCGACAAAGCAACUCCUCUCCAAGGAUCAAUCACAAAGAAAGCUGAAAGCCAAGACAAUGGAGAGUGGCAGUGUGUUGUGAAAGACAACAAAGAGAGCAGAUUCAAAUUUUUUGUUUCUGUUGUUGACUUCUCCUCUGCAUCCAAAUACGUCUACACAUCUACAAACCACCCUCUUAGCAUUCCUUUUUGGAUUACUCCCAAAGACUUUGUGCAAAAAAAUUCGUCCAGCAUCAAGACAAUUGAGUGGCUCUUCACCCCGAAAACAUCUUCCACUCAACAGACUGUCUUCUCCUUCUCAUCAGAGAAUGGACAGCUGAAACCGGAGGCUACAGCCAGAGAACUGAGCUUUAAAAACUUCACAGCUGGUGGAAAUUUUUCAUUGCACAGAAAUCUGGCGAGGGCAGAAGACAGAGGGACCUACAACUGCUCCAUCACAUUUACAAACGGCUACGUGCUCAGUAGGAGUCUGGUUGUAGAGGUGCUGGAAAUCAUCCCCUCCCCAGGAACGGAGUUAAUUUCAGGCCACCACCUGAACCUGUCCUGCUCCACCGGCGGUCCUCUGGAAACUGGCGUCACGGUGAAAUGGGUCCCCCCGGUUACAUCAUCCUUGGCGAAAGCCAAUUUUUUGCCCGGUCACCUCAUCAUCCCGAGAGUGGGAACGGAGGACUCUGGAAAGUGGAGGUGUGAUCUGAGGCGGAACACGACGACGCUGACGUCGGCUGUGAUAGCUCUGAAGAUCGAUCCCGUUCUCACUGUGUGGAUGAUAGUGACCAUAUGCGCUGCUGGAGUCAUCUUAAUCCUCCUCCUCAUUCUAGCUUUCAUCCUCUUCAGGCGCAGACAGCGGAAGAUGAGACUGUUAAGGCAUCGACUCUGCAAGUGCGAAAACCCAAAGCCUAAAGGUUUCUACAAGGCCUGACAGUUCGCAGCAGGACAUCAGGGCAUCAUGCAAACAAUUCUGUCCCAAACGGACCCUCGUUGUUUCUGGACUGUGCUAACGCUCUUUCAUGUGUUGAAGGAGAGACAGAAGAGACGGAAACUUGUAGACAUUGCUAAAAUGAAAAAAGACUGGAAACAAAUGUAAAAAUUGUACGUAUCAACCACUUUUUCUUACCUUUUUGGAUUGUUUUUUACUGAUAAUGGUCAUUUCAACCAGAUCAGAUAUUUGCUGUUUUUAACUUUGCAUCUUAAUGAAAACGAGUCAGUUUGGAAACAGUUUUAACUACUUUUCCAACAAAUGAUUUUUAGUAUUUUCUUUUUUUAAAUGUGACUCUGGUAAUUGAUAUACAUCAAUCAGAUAUCAAUGCUUGCUACUUUGGCUUCAUCAGUGAUCAUAAUUUUUCAUAUUUUGCAAAAGUAAACUUUGUUCAACUGGGAGAAGAACCACAAUCAGUGGAAAUACAAUAGAAUUUAAAUUUUUCAGAAAAUAAAAUACUAUACAAUUAGAUUAUGCAAAUGAUUUGAACACACUGAACAAUAUUUAUUGUUAUAGUUUGUAGAAAUAAAUAAAAACUUUGAGAUUAAAACUGAGAUGUUUGUGGAUUUGAUAUAAAAUGGAAGGAGGUCGGCCGAAAUGCCAGCCGUUUUAACCAGCCCUUCAAAAGAGUCGAGGCAAUCUUUUAAAUAAAAAAUCAGAAUACAUUCAUCUAAAAAAAUAUUCAAAUUCUCUUUGUUCAGAAAUAGAGACCAUAAAAAUAUCUCAUAAGGACUGCGUCUUGAUUGGUCAUAUGCAUCAAUUUUAACGGUUCAGACCACAAAAAGGCAGAAGUUUUUUUUCUUAGUUUUGCUAUUUAUAUUCACAUUUUAAAGAAAUUUUCCUGAAUACAGAAGUAUAAGGUUAUUUCAGUUGUUUUAAAAAGUAACUUUAACGAUCCAUGGAGGAUUUUGUCUUUUCUGCCAGUCAGACAAAACUGAUUUUAAUCCUCUUUCCUCUGCACAGAAGCUUUUAAUGUUUCCCUGAAGGUUUUUUAUAUAUUAAACCAUAUAGAUCAGUGAUUCAUUGGAGAUUAUAUUUGCUUUUCUGUAAUGUCUGACAGUUCAGAGCCUCUCCCUCACCUUCCUGAACGUACCUCCUGACAGCAUUAUUGAUGUUGACUUGCUGUUUUUCUACCGUUUCCAUUUUGAAUUUAAAUCCAGGAAUAAGUUUAGUUGCUUAUAUAUACAUAUCAACUUAUAUAAAUAU